Lotus japonicus is the source of this 753-nucleotide messenger RNA. RefSeq lists its product as uncharacterized. The record is from RefSeq and is a predicted model, not a curated record. Gene Ontology annotation, molecular function: catalytic activity. Lineage: Eukaryota; Viridiplantae; Streptophyta; Magnoliopsida; Fabales; Fabaceae. Bases 1 to 753 code for a protein of 250 amino acids. The transcript has a single exon.
AUGUGGAAAGCCUCAGCUUUUUCCCUGAUUCGAACUUUCAAGAGGGAUAGGUAUGUAUUCAUAGUUGCCAGAGAUGUUGUUCUGAUUGGUAACAUCUAUGGACCAAGUAUCGAAGGAGAAAGAGAGAUAUUCUUUGUUGAGCUGGGAACCUUUCUUAGCAACUGGCAGGAAGGGUAUGUUUUGGGGGGAGACUUCAAUGCGACCUUGAACGCAGAGGAUAGGAGUGGAGGAUUGGGUGGUCUUGAACUCUCUUUUGGCAGUUUUGUGAAUGAAUGCAGAUUGAUUGAUUUACCCCUCCAAAAUUCAGAGUUUACAUGGUUUAGUCCGAGAAAUGGAGGGGUAAGGAGCAGAAUUGACAGAUGGUUACUCAAUGAGGUAGCUUGGUCAUCUCUAGAGGAAGCCAUUCAACGUGUGGAAAAUUGGGGACUCUCAGAUCACAGAGCAGUUUCUCUGGUUAUAGGGCAUUUCAGUUCGGGUCCAAAGCCAUUUAUGUUAUAUAAUAAUUGGCUUCUGGACAAGGAUUUUGAGAGAAUGGUACAAGAAUGGUGGAGCACAAAUACAGUACAGGGGUGGACAGGUUAUGUAUUGCAGAAAAAAUUGAAGGAUUUGAAAGUUAAAAUCAAAGAAUGGAAAUGCCACUCGCAUGCACAUGAGGAGGAAAAAAUCAAGGAGCUAGAAGGGGAAUUACAAAGUGUGAUGGAGAGAUUAGAAGAGGAAGGUGUGACAGAGGAGCUGAGACUUAAAAGGACUUAG